Molecule: messenger RNA, 1765 nt
Organism: Oryza brachyantha (malo sina)
Lineage: Eukaryota; Viridiplantae; Streptophyta; Magnoliopsida; Poales; Poaceae
Product: UDP-glycosyltransferase 85A2-like
Exons: 2
Coding region: 1-1062 (353 amino acids)
Molecular function (GO): UDP-glycosyltransferase activity
Source: RefSeq, a predicted model, not a curated record
AUGGCCCAGGUGGUUGGGAUGGCAACCAUUGAUCACGAGUAUGCCGGGAUUAGAAAAGCUGUCGCUUACAGCACCAAACUCAUCGUGUCCUCUGUGUUCUUCGUGUGUGUCGUCCUCCUCGCCGGAGUUCUAACAGUGGUCGACUGGGUGCCGGGGUUGCCGGCGGACAUGCGCCUGCGCGACUUCGGCAGCUUCAUCCGCACGACGGACCCCGACGACGCCGUGCUUGCCAUGUACGUGUCCUACAUGGAGUGCCUCCGGACCACGCCGUCCGCCGUCGUCCUCAACACGUUCGACGAGCUGGAAGGCGAGGUCGUCGCCGCCCUGUCGCGCCUCCUGCCGCCGGUCUACACGGUCGGGCCGAUCCCGCGGCUCGCCGCCGCGCACGUCGCCGGACGCGGCCCGGUCGACGCGCUGGGGGCGAGCCUCUGGCCGGAGGACAGCCGCUGCCUCGAGUGGCUCCGGGGCAAGCCGCCUCGCUCCGUCCUGUACGUCAACUUCGGCAGCAUCGUCGUCGUGACGAGGGAGCAGCUAGUGGAGCUCGCGUGGGGCCUCGCCGCAAGCGGCCACCAGUUUCUCUGGGUGAUUCGAGACGACCAAGCCAAGAACGGCGGCGGCGGCGACCCAGCCGACAUGUUCCCGCCGGAGUUCGCGGAGGCGGCCGCCAAGGGCCGGUGCUACCUGACGAGGUGGUGCCCCCAGGAGGCGGUGCUCCAGCACGACGCCAUCGGGGCGUUCCUGACGCACUGCGGGUGGAACUCCAUGCUCGACGGCAUCUGCAACGGCGUGCCGAUGCUGUGCUACCCGCUCGGCGCGGACCAGGAGACGAACUGCCGGUACGCUCGCACGGAGUGGCGCAUCGGCGCGGAGGUCGGCGAGAGCAUAGAGCGGGAAGCGGUGGCGAGGAUGGUGAGGGAGGUGAUGGGAGAAGAUCGUGGGAAGGAGAUGAGGCGGCGCGCCAUGGAGUGGAAGGAGAAGGCGGCCAUGGCGGUAGCACCUGGUGGUAGUUCAUGGGUCAACUUGGAAAAGUUGGUCAAGGAGAUGUUUCUCUCCACAGAUUAAUAUUAAUAUAUGCAUCAUAUGUGUUUAGUACUACAUUGUUGCGAGAUUUAUAAGCCUUCACCACUUCUGUGUCAUUGGAUUGAUCGGGGCGAGUGUUUUACGAGAAAAGACGAAUGCUAUAUUUAUAAACAAAAAAUAAUUUAUGAAUAAAAAUUUUAGAUCCAUCAAUCGAGCAGGUUACUGGUUUUUUAGAAUUCGUCGCUUCGUUCAUCCCGUGCCGUGAGAUAUACAUGUGAUGCCAUUCACCCCAUGGCGUUUUGAACUGCACCUAGCCACCUACUCUACUUGGGCUUUCCAAUCUAGGCGGUGGACCAAUAAUUAUGUUUACAUAUUUAGAAUUAUUACUGGGUUGGCUUCUUGUUGGACUUGGUACUGCAUCUUUUGUACAUAAAACUUUUGAGCUCAAAAUUUCGAUAUAUUAAACUGCUUCAAUUAUUCCCCACAAAAAGAAAACUGCUUCAAUUAUUAUAUUUUUUAGGUUACACUGCAUAUGUGCUAUACAUGUUUGUUUGGUUGUUUGUAUCAAUCUAGCAUGAACCAUACGAGUUAUUCAGGCUGACAUGUAUGAUCGCAUAAAAUAUCGACAUAUCGUACCUCCAUGCCGUAUCCACCUAUUAGAUAAUGCAUUUAGUUCAUAUCAAAAUUAUGAUCUACAGAGAAAAUAGGAAAAACCGACAUGUUGUGUUCUAUAAAAUGGUGUGAU